UGAGUCAAGCUUCUACUUCGUAUCAGGAGGAGUCUUUGGAAUCAAAGAUCAACAGAAUCAGCGAGAUGGUGGGAGAUAAUUUAAGGAUCAUGAACGAUCGUUUGUGUUUGAUUGAAAAAGACAGGAAACAGAUUAAAGAACGUGUGACAAACCUAGAGAAACUACAAAGAGUUACUUCAUAUGAAACUCCAAACAAUGAGGUAACUUUUUUUUCGGAAAUUAAAAUUAAUGUUUAUCUAGUUCUUGAUUCAGUUUUGAGUUGUCAAGUAAUUUUGGAAGAUGUUAUACAUAUUUAGGCUUGCCUUCCUAAUUUUUGUUGUACUUGCACAGACUGACACAACUCCAUUUCAUGAGACGGCUUCCAGACAAGGUGAAGCCAAUGCAGAUCAAGCAGAUGAACAACUUAACAAUGAGGCAAGUAUAAUUUUGAAAACUGUUGGUAUUUAUAAAAUUAUGAAUUUGGUACGUGUUCAUAAUCCCAUUCCUGACAUCAGGAUACACGAGAGCCUAUGAAUGAGAUCACGAAAGAGACACCUGGUUCUCCAAUAGCUCAACAGAAUAUUGAGACUCCAGUCCUUACUCCAAUUCAGACGCAGCAGGAGACUCACGAGCUUAUGAAUGAGAUCAUUUCACCAAACAUUUCCGACACACAGCCAAAUACCCGAGCUCGCAGAAAUCUUUUAACAGAGCAAAAUAAGGAUGUAGAAAGCAGAGUUCAAAAUCCCUUUGAGAUCGGAGCAAAUGUGGAGAUUUCAUCACAAGAUGACAAUACUUGUCAUAAAUGGUAUCCAGGAAAUGUGUUGGCAACAUAUUUGGUUGAUGGGGUUGAGAUGGUGAAAGUUGAGUACUUCGUCCCGUCUCUGGACGAAAAGAAGAGGAAAAGGAGUGUUGAGACACGUGUAUCAAUUGACAGAAUACGUCCUCAACCACCACCUGAGAGAUCUGGAGCGAAGAAAAGUUAUGAGCUAAUGCAGGACGUGGAGGCGUUCGACAAUGGUGCCUGGUGCGCUGGAAAAGUUAAAGUCAUUUUGUUUGAUGGCUCGUGUUUUGUCUCUUUGAACAAUUCUAAAGAACAAAUUUACUUCCACCAUUCUGAGAUGCGAAAACCAAGAAAAUGGGUAGAUGGUGUUUGGGAGAUGACAAAAAAGAUGGAAGAAGAGCAGACGCAGAGUGUGAAUCCAAGUGAAGGAGAUGGUGAUAAAAAGGGGAAGGCGAAGGCUGUCGCUUGUAAGAAAAAUGAAGCAGCUGGUCCAUCAGAAGAUGGUGUUGGGAAAAUGGCAAAAGAGGUAAUAAAAAUGAAUAAGAUCCACUUGAAUUGAAGUUCAGGUCAAUAGUUUGAUAUAUCGGUUUUGUUUCACAGAUAGAA
Messenger RNA from Brassica napus (rape), 1366 nucleotides. Its product is annotated as protein AGENET DOMAIN (AGD)-CONTAINING P1-like. Bases 510 to 1319 code for a protein of 269 amino acids. Lineage: Eukaryota; Viridiplantae; Streptophyta; Magnoliopsida; Brassicales; Brassicaceae. The transcript has 5 exons. The record is from RefSeq and is a predicted model, not a curated record.